Microthlaspi erraticum is the source of this 1779-nucleotide messenger RNA. The record is from the annotation of a GenBank genome assembly. Lineage: Eukaryota; Viridiplantae; Streptophyta; Magnoliopsida; Brassicales; Brassicaceae.
AUGGAGCCUCCAGAGGGAUUUCGAGCUUCUUUCUUGCAAUUCUUACUAUUCCUUCCUUAUUUCAUUGGCUUGCUGUUUCUGGGUGUCAUCAAAGGUAUCGUUUUGUGUCCACUCGUAUGCCUCGUUGUGACUAUAGGCAACGCCGCAGUGAUACUAAGUUUUCUUCCCAUCCACAUUGUUUGGACGUUUUAUUCAAUAGUCAGUUCCAAACAAAUAGGACCGAUCUUGAAGCUCUUCAUAUGCUUAUGUCUUCCUGCCGCAAUCAUCCUCUGGCAAAUUCUUGGUAUAUUAGGGAGUCUUCUUGGAGGAGCUUUAUAUGGUUUCUUCUCCCCAAUAUUCGCCACCUUUGACGCCGUUGGCGAAGGCAAGCCUUACCCGUUUUUCCACUGCUUUUACGAUGGAACUUGGAGCACCCUCCAACGCAGUUUCACCGUUGUCCGCGAUUUCAAAGAUGUUUGCUUUCACUCCUACUUCUCGCUCAUGGACGAGCUUAAAAUAUGUUGUCCUGAUCGCAAAUACUAUGAAAUAAGGUUACUUCAGCUUCCAGGGGCUUUGGUAGUUUCAUGUCUCGGGAUUCUUGUUGACUUCCCGGUGAUCUCACUCGUUGCCAUAUUCAAGAGCCCUUACAUGCUGUUCAAAGGAUGGCGCCGUCUGUUUCACGAUUUGAUCGGACGUGAAGGUCCGUUCUUGGAGACAAUGUGCGUCCCAAUCGCAGGCCUUGUGAUCUUGCUCUGGCCUUUGGCUGUCGCUGGCGCGGUUAUUGGCUCGGUGGUCUCUAGUGUCUUCCUCGGUGCUUAUGCAGGAGUGGUCUCGUACCAAGAAUCAUCGUUUUACUAUGGACUCUGCUUUGUAGCUGCGUCUCUGUCCAUUUACGACGAGUACAGCACCGAUAUACUUGACAUGGAUGAAGGAUCUUGCUUUCCGAGGCCAAAGUAUCGGAGAAACGAAGAGGGGUCAACGGCGUUUUCAGGUCCUAUAGCAAAAGUAGGCUCUCUCAAGAACAAGGGUUUGACAAAACUGGAAUCAGUCAGAGUCCCUAUGAUUGAUAUUAAGCCUCUUGAUCUUUUGGUGGGUCUGUUUGAGGAAUGUAGGAAGUUUGGAGAAGUUUUGGCGGGAAAGGGACUGAUAAACUCGAAAGAUAUAGAAGAGGCGAGAUCUAGUAAAGGCAGCCAAGUGAUCAGCGUUGGCUUACCUGCUUAUGCACUUCUUUAUGAGAUUCUUCGCUCUGUCAAAGCAAACUCUGUUGGCUUGUUACUCGGUGAUGGUGUAACUGAAUUAACUACCAAGAACCGACCAAAAGAUGCGUUUUUUGACUGGUUUCUGAAUCCGUUUUUGAUACUAAAGGAGCAAAUGAAAGCUACGAAUUUGUCACAGGAAGAAGAAGAGUAUCUCGGAAGGUUGGUUUUGCUGUAUGGAGAUGCAGAGAGGCUAAAGGACUCGUAUGUUGAUUUCGUCUCUCCUCCUCUCACUGAGCGUAAAAGAGCCGAACUUGAUGCCUUUGCUCGCAGGAUUCAAGGGCUAACGAAAACGGUGUCAAGGUAUCCAACGUACCGUCGACAUUUUGUGGAGUUAGUGAAGAAACUAUCGGAGGAUAUGGUUGAGAAACACGGCGGUCCGGUUAAGGACGAAGUGUCUAUAACAGAACCGCCUGCUCCGGUUAAGAUAUUUACUCGGAUAUUCAGUAGUCAGAGAUCGUUCAGAAGAAAAGGGAGUGUCAAUGGAUCCGAUCAAGAAUCACGAAAGGGUGUCUCACUCCCAAGGAAUGUACAUAUCGUUUAA